Messenger RNA from Myxocyprinus asiaticus (Chinese sucker), 698 nucleotides. RefSeq names its product histone H4. Gene Ontology annotation, molecular function: DNA binding; protein heterodimerization activity; structural constituent of chromatin. The record is from RefSeq and is a predicted model, not a curated record. Gene Ontology annotation, biological process: nucleosome assembly. Gene Ontology annotation, cellular component: nucleosome. The transcript has a single exon. The coding region runs from base 21 to 332 and encodes 103 amino acids. NCBI's taxonomy places the organism in Eukaryota, Metazoa, Chordata, Actinopteri, Cypriniformes, Catostomidae.
UUGAUAGUUGAACUCUCAUCAUGUCUGGAAGAGGUAAAGGCGGUAAAGGACUCGGAAAAGGAGGCGCCAAGCGUCACCGCAAAGUGUUGCGUGAUAACAUCCAGGGAAUCACCAAACCCGCAAUCCGUCGUCUCGCUCGCCGUGGCGGUGUCAAGCGUAUCUCCGGUCUGAUCUACGAGGAGACUCGCGGUGUGUUGAAGGUGUUUCUGGAGAACGUUAUCCGUGAUGCCGUCACCUACACUGAACACGCCAAGAGAAAGACCGUCACUGCCAUGGACGUUGUGUACGCGCUGAAACGACAGGGACGAACUCUGUACGGAUUCGGAGGAUAAACGACUUUAUUCAGGAGAAAUCCGACAAACCCAACGGCUCUUUUAAGAGCCACACACAAUCUCACAUAAAGAGUCAAAGUGGUAAUACUCGUUUCAUUACAAUAAUUAAUGCACAUUUUUAACGUAUGAUGAAGCUGUUUUUUGGAGAUCUGCACAAAUUUCCUAUAGUUGCAGCAGUUUAUAAAGGCAUAGUCUAUUUUCCAUGAACAUAGUGGAUUCUUAAAUAUUUUGUUGUUCAAUACAUGUUUCAUGGUUUUCAAACAUGUACAGAAUUACAGAUUGGGUAUGUCUGUAAUAAUACCCAGAUAGCAUGCAUAUUUGGGCCAACUAUGGCACAUAUGGCUCAGUUCUGGCAGCGGCAAAGGU